This is a messenger RNA of Leopardus geoffroyi (Geoffroy's cat), 1479 nucleotides long. RefSeq names its product olfactory receptor 52L1-like. Gene Ontology annotation, molecular function: olfactory receptor activity; G protein-coupled receptor activity. Lineage: Eukaryota; Metazoa; Chordata; Mammalia; Carnivora; Felidae. Gene Ontology annotation, cellular component: membrane. Bases 193 to 1188 code for a protein of 331 amino acids. The record is from RefSeq and is a predicted model, not a curated record. The transcript has a single exon. Gene Ontology annotation, biological process: G protein-coupled receptor signaling pathway.
UGUAAAUGAAAGUAGACCUAUCUUAAUUCAGGCAUGUGGAUGUCUCACCUUAAAGACAUUAUCUCAAGAACAGGGGAUUCUCUUCUUUGUAUCUCACUUUAUUCUUUUGUGUUUCACUUUCAGGUUCUGUCUUCUCAUGAAGGUGGUAGCCAGAGGUAGACACUGUGAUAACCCCCCAGCAAUGGAGAAAUCAUGAUUUUUGUUUCUUUUCUCUCUUCCUUCUCUAAGCCAUUGACGAUGGCCCUUAGUAAUUCCAGCUGGAGGCUACUGCAGCCUUCUUUUUUCCUGAUGGGCAUCCCCGGUUUAGAGGAAAGCCAGCACUGGAUAGCAAUGCCGCUGAGUGUCCUUUAUCUCUUUGCUGUAAUGGGCAAUGUCACCAUCAUCUUUAUCAUCUGGACUGACCCAUCCUUGCACCAGCCUAUGUACCUCUUUCUGGCCAUGCUCUCUGGCAUUGACCUGGUGCUGGCGUCCUCCACUGCACCCAAAACCCUUGCAGUGCUCCUGGUUCAUGCCCAUGAGAUUGGGUACACUGUCUGCCUGACCCAAAUGUUCUUCAUCCAUGCGUUCUCUUCCAUGGAGUCAGGUGUGCUUGUGGCCAUGGCUCUGGAUCGCUAUGUAGCCAUUUGUCACCCUCUGCACCAUUCCACCAUCUUGCAUCCAGGGAUCAUAGGGCGCAUUGGAAUGGCAGUGCUGGUACGGGGGUUACUCCUCCUCCUCCCCUUCCCUAUCCUGUUGCGGAGACUUAUCUUCUGCCGGGCCACCGUCAUAGGCCAUGCCUAUUGUGAACAUAUGGCUGUGGUGAAACUUGCCUGCUCAGAAACCACAGUGAACCGAGCUUAUGGGUUGGCAGUGGCCCUGCUUGUGGUUGGGCUAGAUGUCGUGGCCAUUGGUAUUUCCUAUGCCUUCAUCCUCCAGACAGUGCUGAAAGUACCAGGGGGUGAGGCCCGACUUAAGGCCUUUAGCACAUGUGGGUCUCACAUUUGUGUCAUCCUGAUCUUCUAUGUUCCUGGAAUAUUCUCCUUCCUUACUCACCGCUUUGGCCACCAUGUACCCCAUCAUGUCCAUGUUCUUCUGGCCACACUCUACCUCCUCGUGCCACCUGCACUCAAUCCUCUUGUCUAUGGGGUGAAGACUCAGCAGAUCCGCCAGCGAGUACUCAGGGUAUUCUCCCUAAAAGGAUGGAUCUGAACACAUCCCAGUUAUUAUUUUCUGAGGCUCCUGUCAAAGGUACUGCCUGGAGUCCAUGGCUGGUCUAAGCUAUGUGGGUAGAGACCAUUGCACAGUGAGGGGUCCUUCCAGUCCUGCUAUCUCAUGGCAGAGAACACCCCUGGGCACUUGGCUCCAUCACUUAUUGGAUUACUUGGAUAGCAGGAUUUGUGAUUAUUUUCCCAAUCCUUUUUUUUUACUCUUGAUACCAAUAUUAAUAUACUCCUUGUGGUGAGGGACUGGGAGAUAAAGUCAAUAGAUAAUAGCUCUGGA